This is a messenger RNA of Danaus chrysippus (African queen), 1344 nucleotides long. NCBI's taxonomy places the organism in Eukaryota, Metazoa, Arthropoda, Insecta, Lepidoptera, Nymphalidae. The record is from the annotation of a GenBank genome assembly.
AUGAGGGAAAUCGUGCAUAUACAAGCAGGCCAGUGUGGAAAUCAAAUUGGAGCUAAGUUCUGGGAAGUUAUAUCAGACGAACAUGGCAUCGAUCCAACUGGCACAUACCACGGUGACUCCGACCUUCAAUUGGAGCGUAUAAAUGUAUAUUACAACGAAGCAACUGGAGGCAAAUAUGUUCCUAGAGCCAUUUUGGUUGAUCUCGAGCCGGGCACUAUGGAUUCUGUUCGCUCAGGACCUUUUGGCCAAAUUUUCCGUCCCGAUAAUUUUGUCUUUGGACAAUCGGGUGCGGGUAAUAACUGGGCAAAAGGCCAUUACACUGAAGGGGCAGAACUGGUGGACUCUGUUCUCGAUGUCGUUAGGAAGGAAGCGGAGGGUUGUGAUUGUCUUCAGGGUUUCCAAUUGACGCAUUCUCUUGGAGGUGGUACAGGUGCUGGGCUGGGAACAUUGCUUAUAUCAAAAAUUAGGGAAGAAUACCCUGAUCGUAUCAUGAAUACCUUCAGCGUUGUUCCUUCUCCCAAGGUGUCUGAUACGGUUGUAGAACCAUACAAUGCCACGUUAUCUGUUCACCAGCUUGUUGAAAAUACUGAUGAAUCGUAUUGUAUCGAUAAUGAGGCUUUGUACGAUAUUUGUUUCCGCACGCUUAAGCUGACUACACCGACCUACGGAGAUCUAAACCACCUUGUAUCAGCAACUAUGUCGGGAGUUACUACCUGUCUAAGAUUCCCUGGUCAGUUGAAUGCUGACUUGAGGAAGUUGGCAGUGAAUAUGGUACCGUUUCCUCGUCUCCACUUCUUUAUUCCUGGAUUCGCACCACUAACCUCUCGCGGCAGCCAGCAAUACCGAGCCCUGACUGUUCCAGAAUUGACCCAACAAAUGUUUGAUGCGAAAAAUAUGAUGGCUGCUUGCGAUCCACGUCACGGUCGCUAUUUAACAGUAGCUGCAGUUUUCCGAGGCCGAAUGUCUAUGAAAGAGGUUGACGAACAAAUGAUGAACAUACAGAACAAGAAUUCCUCUUAUUUCGUUGAAUGGAUUCCCAAUAAUGUUAAGACAGCCGUAUGCGACAUUCCGCCACGAGGUCUGAAAAUGUCUGCCACGUUCAUAGGAAAUUCUACCGCGAUUCAGGAGCUGUUUAAGCGAAUUUCUGAACAAUUUACAGCCAUGUUCAGACGCAAGGCAUUCUUGCACUGGUAUACUGGCGAGGGUAUGGACGAAAUGGAGUUUACAGAGGCUGAGAGUAACAUGAACGAUUUGGUAUCGGAAUACCAACAGUAUCAGGAUGCUACCGCUGAAGAGGAGGGAGAAUUCGAUGAGGAAGAAGAGGGUGGUGAUGAAGGAGACUAG